GUUGGAUUACAAAUGGUUGCUCAGUUUAGGACGAAAGGUUUAGAGCCGUCCUCUUGAAACUAUCAGUUUAAAGCUCGUUUGAACAAUUGUUAAUUAUAGAUAAGCGAUUUUAAUUCAAGCGAUAUUAGUUGAAAACACUGGUUGAUUUUUGCACCAUGCCCAUGCCGGCCUUGCCGCUGAACCACCAGAAUGCUGUUGAGCCAAUGCAAGUGGAUGUGUCUGAAGAGAAUGAAAAUGCGGAAGAAGAACCCUAUAUUGUAGAAAAUCCCACUUUGGACAUAGAAACCUACACAAGUAGCUAUCAUGGAAUGGCCAAGUUGUCCCGCCUCAUGUUUAUUGCCGAUCAUUGCCCAUCUCUGAGAAUUGAAACACUGAAAAUGGCAAUUGCAGCAGUUCAGGAAACGUAUAAUGUCACAUUAUAUCAACAGUUGCACAGGAAACUACAAGAAGCAAUAUCUGGACUUACACCUGCACAGAUUCAAGCCAUGGAACUUCCAAGCUAUGACAUAGCUUGGGCUGAAAGCAAAAUGAAGAAAGCCGCUCUAAAGUUGGAGAAACUUGAUACUGAUCUGAAAAAUUAUAAGGCAAAUUCCAUUAAAGAAAGUAUUCGCCGCGGCCACGAUGACUUGGGAGAUCACUACUUGGAUUACGGUGAUUUGUCUAAUGCCUUAAAGUGCUACUCUAGGGCCCGAGACUACUGCACAAGCAGUAAGCAUGUAAUUCACAUGUGUCUCAAUGUGAUCAAGGUUAGUGUCUACCUACAAAACUGGUCCCAUGUUCUCAGUUAUGUUAACAAAGCAGAAUCAACACCAGAUUUUGCUGAGUCUUCAAAUAGCAAAGACGGUGGCCAAGCUUUGGUAACUCAUUUACAAUGUGCAGCGGGUCUCGCUGAACUUGCAACCAAGAAAUACAAGUGCGCAGCUCGACAUUUUCUUCAAGCCAAUAUUGAUCACUGUGACCUUCCAGAAUUGCUUUCGCCAUCAAAUGUUGCUGUGUUCGGCGGAUUGUGUGCACUCGCCACAUACGACAGAGCUGAACUUCAGAAACAUGUGAUUUCUAGCAGUUCUUUUAAACUUUUCCUGGAAUUGGAACCGCAAUUGAGAGACAUUAUCCACAAAUUCUACGAGUCCAAAUAUGCCUCCUGUCUAAAGCUACUAGAGGAAAUGAAGGAUAACUUGUUGCUGGACAUGUAUCUCGCGCCCCAUGUGCCUGCUUUGUACACUAAAAUCCGAAAUAGAGCUCUGAUUCAGUAUUUCAGUCCCUACAUGUCAGCAGAUAUGAGGCGAAUGGCAGAGGCGUUUAAUACCAGUGUGUCUGCGCUGGAAGACGAGCUAAUGCAAUUAAUUCUCGACGGACAAAUCCAGGCGCGAAUUGAUUCUCACAACAAAAUUUUGUUUGCGAAAGAUGCCGACCAGCGCAGUUGCACAUUUGAAAAGUCGCUCAAUCUGGGCGAGGAAUUCAAAAGAAGAACCCGGUUGCUUGUCCUUCGAGCUGCCGUCUUGCGCAAUCAGAUACAUGUCAAAGUAAUUUGACUUUCAUGAGUUCGCCUAGAGAUAGUGGAGGACAAACAACUGAAGUUGCUAUUCCUUCAUCCAGUGGCUCGUCGCCUCGCAACUGAGACAGCACUUGGCAACCAGUCUACUCUGCGAAACACUUGAAUCCUUGUCAAUCUGGUGUGUUGUCUUUUUUCGUCCUUCUUUUUCAAUUGUGUAAAAUUGUUGAAUUAUCCUCCACUACACUCUUUUUUUCACUCUUUUCUGGUCGUGAGAGACGUCAGUUGUUACGGUCUCUUGGUUUGAUAACAAGCUGUGUUGUGUGAAUUUUCUGCCCCCUGUAUUUUUUAUUGUUUAUUUUCCUUACCAGGGAAGGAAUAAGGUAUCUAUCUUAUUUGUGGCAUCGUAAUUAGUCUUGUCUUUUGAGAUGAAAACAGCAAACGGAGAGACAAUACAGAUUGUUUAUAACAUUUUAA
Molecule: messenger RNA, 1969 nt
Organism: Daphnia carinata
Lineage: Eukaryota; Metazoa; Arthropoda; Branchiopoda; Diplostraca; Daphniidae
Gene: CSN1b
Product: COP9 signalosome complex subunit 1-like
Exons: 11
Coding region: 156-1532 (458 amino acids)
Cellular component (GO): COP9 signalosome
Source: RefSeq, a predicted model, not a curated record